AUGACGUCCAGCGAGGUCUAUCUACUGCCGCUCAACGACGACGGGUCGCCCCAAGUCGGCGGCAACCAGUACAUCUACCUCGCCGCAACCUCCGAGCAGCCCAUUGUCGUGCGCUUUGCCAUUGAGGGCACGUCCAGCAUCUGCCGCCAUGGCAGCCUCUGGGUGAACAUCCCCGAGAAGGGCGCCGAGUUCCGGCGCGACCACUUCCGCGAGUUCAAGCUCGACCCGGACUUCCACCGCACCAUCCACAUCUCCAUCCCCAUCUACCACCCGGGUGCCUUCGCUUUCUACACCACCUAUGCCGCCCUGCCCGACCUGUCCACCGAGCUCGCAGCGCGCGCGUCUUUCGACGAGGAGAAGAAGACCACGCCGCGCUACUACAUCGAUGUCGCGCCCCGCCUGCGCCUCGACGGCCGCCCGCUGCCGCUGGAGGCUCUGUCCGUCUUCUCCAUCAUCAGCAAGUUCAUGGGAAAGUAUCCCAACGACUGGGAGCGCCAUCUGCGCGGCAUCAGCGACCGCGGCUACAACAUGGUCCAUUUCACACCCCUCCAGCAGCGCGGCGAGUCCAAUUCGCCCUACAGCCUCUACGACCAGUUGGCCUGGGACCCCAUUUGCUUCCCGCGGGGCGAGCAGGAUGUCCAGGACAUGGUCCACAGCCUCAAGACGAACCAUUCGCUGCUGAGCUUGACCGACAUCGUCCUCAACCACACCGCCAACAACAGCCCGUGGCUGCUCGACCACCCAGACGCCGGCUACAACCUCAAGACCGCGCCCCACCUCGAGUCCGCCUACCUGCUCGACUCCAAGCUGCUGGAGCUCGGCGACCGCCUCGGCGAGAUGGGCCUGCCCACCGAUCUCCAGAGCACCGACGACCUCGACAAGAUCAUGGACGCCAUCAAGACGGAGUGUAUCGCCGGCAUCCGCCUAUGGGAAUACUACGUGCUCGACGUCGAGAAGGACGCCGCCAAUGCUGCGGACAGCUGGUCCCGCGGCGACAUUACCAUCCCCGACGCGUAUUCGGGCGUCGACGACCUGGCGUUCCUCAAAUCGGCCGACCUCAAGACCCAGACCGAGUUCCUCAAAAAACACGCCUUGCGCGGAAACGACCGCCUGGGCGAGCGUCACCGCCGAGCUAUUGACGGCAAGGUGGGCGCAGCGCUCCUCACAGCCGUCCUCGGCCCGGCGAGUGGCGGUACUGAAAAGGACGCGGCUCACAGCACAUUGGUGUCGAUUGCUGACGCCUUGAACGUGCCGUUCUACGCCGAAUACGACGCCGAAGUCGCCGACAUCCUUCAGCAGCUCUUCAACCGCAUCAAAUACUGCCGUCUUGACGACAACGGUCCAAAAAUGGGCCCCAUUGGCCCCAAGUCGGCACUCAUCGAGACCUACUUUACACGCCUCCCACGUAACGAGCAGACGGCCCACUUUGACAUCGAAGAGCUCGUCCUGGUGAACAACGGAUGGGUGUGGGGCGGUAAUGCGCUCGUCGACAACGCAGGGCCCCAGUCGCGUGUCUACCUCCGCCGCGAAGUCAUCGUGUGGGGCGACUGCGUCAAGCUGCGGUACGGCAGCGGCCCGGCCGACAGCCCGUGGCUAUGGGAACAUAUGACCAAGUACGCACGCACCAUGGCCAAGUACUUUGCCGGCUUCCGCAUCGACAACUGCCACUCUACGCCCAUGCACGUUGCCGAGCACAUUCUCGACGAGGCCCGCCUCGUCAACCCUAACCUCUACGUCGUGGCCGAGCUGUUCUCUGGCUCCGAGGACACCGACUACAUUUUCGUCAAGCGUCUGGGCCUCAGCUCGCUGAUUCGUGAGGCCAUGCAGGCCUGGAGCACGGGCGAGAUGAGCCGGCUCGUGCACAAGCACGGUGGCCGUCCCAUUGGCAGCUUUGAAGUGGACGACAUUACCCGUUCCGAUGUCGCCAAGAAGCAACAGCAGUCGGCACAGCCCAAUGCAGAUGCAAAUGGUCAUACCGGUGAGGCUACGGCUGACGGCAAGGCUGAAGGUGACGAGCUCUGCCGCGAAAUCAUCCGCCGCAUCCGCGUCGUGCCCGUCCAAGCCCUGUUCAUGGACUGCACACAUGACAACGAGGCCCCCGCCCAAAAGCGCGAUGCGCGCGACACGCUGCCCAACGCCGCCCUCGUGAGCAUGUGUGCCAGCGCCACAGGCAGCGUCAUGGGCUACGACGAAAUCUACCCGCGCCUGGUGGACUUGGUCAACGAGACCCGCAUGUACACGUCCGAGUCGUCCAGUCGUGCAGUCAAGGUUGGCAGUGGACGGAAUGGGAUUGGCGGCAUUAAGAAGCUGCUGAACCAGAUCCAUGUGCUGAUGGGCAAGGACGGCUACGCCGAAACCCACAUCCACCACGAAGAGGAAUACGUCACCGUGCAUCGUGUGCACCCAGAGUCGCGCAAGGGCUACUUCCUCAUUGCUCACACGGCCUACCCGGGCUACGGCAACGGCAACGGCGCGUUCAGCCCCGUGCAUCUGACCGGCACCCGCGCAAACCACUUGGGCAGCUGGAUGCUCGAGGUGGACACGAGCGAGGAGGCCACCAAGAACGCUCUCGACGACACCAAGUUUCUGCGCGGCUUGCCUAGCCGUGUGGUCGACCUUCCCGGUAUCAAGAUCGACUACAACAAUGGGGAUACGUCGAUUGCCGUCCCGGACAAGUUCCCGCCCGGCAGCAUUGCACUGUUUGAAACGUGGAUUCCGGCAGCUGAGCACUCGUCGGGCCUCGAUACGUUUGUGACGUCGGGUGCCAAGGCUGCCUUUGGCGAACUGAGCCUGGUCGACCUCAACUUCCUUUUGUACAGGUGCGAGGCCGAAGAGCGCGACGCGAGCGGCGGCAACGACGGCGUGUACGAUCUUCCCGGCUACGGCCGCCUGGUGUAUGCCGGUCUCCAGGGCUGGUACAGCAUCCUGAAGAACGUCGUUCGCGACAACAACCUGGCCCACCCGCUGUGCCAGAACCUGCGCGAUGGCCAGUGGGCGCUCGACUACAUUGCUGGCCGCCUAGAACGCAUUGCCACCAAGGACACACAUAGCAACCUGGGCAAGCCGGCCGCCUGGUUCAAGGAGCGUUUCGACGCCAUCCGCCCCAUCCCGGCCUUUUUGCAUCCCCGGUACUUUGGUCUCAUUAUGAAGACUGCCUACCAGGCUAGCUGGGACCGCGCCAUGGAGCUCAUGAGUGCCAAUGUCCGCGAGGGCCAGUGGUUCGUGCAGAGCCUGGCCAUGGUCAGCAUCCAGCAGACGGGCCUCGUCCAGUCGGGGUCGCUCUACCCCAACCGUCUGGUGCCGUCCCUGGCCGCCGGCCUGCCGCACUUCGCUGUGGAGUGGGCGCGGUGCUGGGGCCGUGACGUGUUCAUUUCCUUGCGCGGUCUCUUCUUGGGUACGGGCCGCUACGCCGAGGCGAAGGAGCAUAUUCUGGCGUUUGCCAGCGUCCUAAAGCACGGCAUGGUGCCGAAUCUGCUGGGCUCGGGCGGCAACCCUCGCUACAAUGCGCGCGACGCGACCUGGUUCUUCUUGCAGUGCAUCCAGGACUACGUCAACCGGGCCCCCGACGGCGACGAGCUUCUGCAGACCAAGGUGAAGCGGCGGUUCCUGCCCAAUGACGACACGUGGUUCGAUGCCAACGACCCGCGUGCCUACUCCAAGGAGAGCACGGUGGAGGAGGUCAUCCAGGAGGCGCUGCAGCGGCACGCGACCGGCAUGUCCUUCCGUGAGGCGAAUGCUGGCCCCGGCCUGGACAUGCAGAUGCGCGACGAAGGGUUCAACAUUGACGUGCACGUCGACUGGAGCAACGGCUUCAUCUUUGGCGGCAACCAGUUCAACUGCGGUACGUGGAUGGACAAGAUGGGCGAGAGCGAGCGCGCCGGGUCCAAGGGCAUCCCGGGCACGCCGCGCGACGGCGCCGCCAUCGAGAUCACGGGCCUGCUGUACAGCACUCUGAAGUGGCUGGCCCAUCGCCACAGCAAGGGCGGCUUUGCGCACGAAGGUGUGACGCGCGCUGACGACUCGUCCAUCUCGUUUGCCGAUUGGGCCGCGCUGAUCCAGGACAACUUUGAGCGCUGCUACUAUGUGCCGCUGCAGCCGGCCGACGACGCGCAGUACGACGUCAACCCCGCCGUGGUCAACCGCCGCGGCAUGUACAAGGAUCUGUACAAGUCGGGCAAGGAGUACGAGGACUACCAGCUGCGGCCCAACUUUGCCAUUGCCAUGACGGUGGCGGCCGACCUGUUCGACGCCGAGCACGCGACGCACGCGCUCUGCCUCGCCGACACGGUGCUGCGCGGGCCCACGGGCAUGGCGACGCUCGACCCGGCCGACCUCAACUACCGGCCCUACUACAUCAACAGCGAGGACAGCACGGACUUUGCGACGAGCAAGGGCCGCAACUACCACCAGGGUCCGGAGUGGCUGUGGCCGACGGGCUUCUUCUUGCGGGCGCUGCUCAAGUUCGGCCUGCGGCGGCGCGCGGCGCAGUCGCCCGACGACGCCGAGGGCCGUACAGAGGCGUUCCAGCAGGUGACGCGGCGGCUGAUGGGCUGCAAGGAGCAGAUCCAGGAGAGCGUGUGGGCAGGGUUGACGGAGCUGACCCAGAAAGACGGCGCCUACUGCCAGGAUUCGUCUCCCACGCAAGCAUGGUCCGCCGGCUGUCUCAUUGACCUGUACAUGGACGCCGAGGAGGAGCAGGCACGGCACAAGACAUCGCACGUGGCGAUCCGGUAG
Molecule: messenger RNA, 4734 nt
Organism: Sporothrix brasiliensis 5110
Lineage: Eukaryota; Fungi; Ascomycota; Sordariomycetes; Ophiostomatales; Ophiostomataceae
Product: glycogen debranching enzyme
Exons: 2
Coding region: 1-4734 (1577 amino acids)
Biological process (GO): glycogen biosynthetic process; glycogen catabolic process
Molecular function (GO): amylo-alpha-1,6-glucosidase activity; 4-alpha-glucanotransferase activity
Source: RefSeq, a predicted model, not a curated record